AUGGCAAAGCACUGCAUGGCGUCUAUCUGGUCAUCUACUUCUUGCCAGGAUUUUUCCGCAGGGUCACCCCUAGGGCACGCGACAGCUUUCCUAAAAUCUGUGGAGGAAGGGAGAGAGGGGUGGUUGGAAGUGGACGCUGUAGGAAUUGCUGUGUCCAGGCAAGAGACGCUGCCAGCAUGCAGUCUGACAACCAGGACCAGUCUGACAACCAGGACCGGAGCAGUGCGACAACAGCUUGGACCCGACUCAAGCCAGGUACAGAGCCCCAUGCACAGCCAUCUGUGUCCUCCCACCUGGGGAUUGGGAAUGGCCUUCCCUGCCUCAUACUCGUUGAUCACCUGGGGCUUUUCAUUGAUCAUUUGA
This is a messenger RNA of Auxenochlorella protothecoides, 363 nucleotides long. RefSeq lists its product as hypothetical. The transcript has a single exon. The coding region runs from base 1 to 363 and encodes 120 amino acids. Lineage: Eukaryota; Viridiplantae; Chlorophyta; Trebouxiophyceae; Chlorellales; Chlorellaceae. The record is from RefSeq and is a predicted model, not a curated record.